AUGUGCGUCACAAAUUCCACGAGUAAGCCCCGUGUGAUCCUUGGUCUAAUGACCUUUGGCCAGGACCCAUCAAAAGGGGGCAGAAUAACGUCCUUGGCAACAUACAAGACCUUCCUUGACAGGCUUCAGAAUGCUGGUUACAAGGAAGUCGACACGGCUCGCAGCUAUAUCGGCGGCGCCCAAGAAGCCUUCACUCGAGAGGCUGGGUGGAAGGAGCGGGGAUUAAAGCUGGCGACCAAAUCAUAUCCCAAGAUACCCGGGACACACAAACCUGACGCGUUGACAAUGGAAUUUGAGACCUCCCUGCGAGAACUCGGCACUGACUGUGUAGAUAUCUUCUACUUGCACGCUGCCGACCGCUCAGUACCAUUUGCAGAGACCCUGCAGGCCGUCGAUGCGUUACAUAAAGCGGGCAAGUUUGUGCAGCUUGGCCUCAGCAACUACACGGCCUUUGAGCUUGCGGAGAUUGUCUUGACGUGCAAGUACAACAAUUGGGUGCGCCCUACAAUAUUUCAGGGAAUGUAUAACGCGAUCACGCGCUCACUUGAACACGAAUUGAUCCCAGCUUGUCGGCGGUACGGGCUGGAGGUGGUUGUCUACAAUCCGCUCGCCGGAGGCAUCCUGUCUGGAAAGUACAGUGCAAACGACACGCCAGCCGAGGGGCGCUUCUCCAACGUGAACCAGCUGCUCGGCGCGAGCUAUCGAAAACGAUACUUUCGUGACAGCACCUUUGAGGCCUUGUCGAUUAUUGAGCCGGUAGCAAAGGCUCACGGUCUGACGUUGGUGGAGGUUGCACUGCGGUGGCUGGUUCAUCACUCGGCACUCAAUUUUAACGAUGGCAGCGAUGGCGUGGUGAUUGGAGUCAGCAGCAUACAACAACUGGACGAGAAUCUAGAGGGUUGCCAAAAGGGUCCACUGCCAGAGGAAGUUGUGGCUGCAUUAGAUCAAGCAUGGCUGGUGGCCAAGUCUGAGACUCCUAAUUACUGGCAGCUGGAUCUCAAGUAUACGUACGAUACUACAAUGAACCUGUUUGGCAAUUGA
Molecule: messenger RNA, 1041 nt
Organism: Pestalotiopsis fici W106-1
Lineage: Eukaryota; Fungi; Ascomycota; Sordariomycetes; Amphisphaeriales; Sporocadaceae
Exons: 2
Coding region: 1-1041 (346 amino acids)
Source: RefSeq, a predicted model, not a curated record